This is a messenger RNA of Megachile rotundata (alfalfa leafcutting bee), 2795 nucleotides long. RefSeq names its product mast/stem cell growth factor receptor Kit. Gene Ontology annotation, molecular function: ATP binding; transmembrane receptor protein tyrosine kinase activity. Gene Ontology annotation, biological process: protein phosphorylation; positive regulation of kinase activity; multicellular organism development. The record is from RefSeq and is a predicted model, not a curated record. Lineage: Eukaryota; Metazoa; Arthropoda; Insecta; Hymenoptera; Megachilidae. Gene Ontology annotation, cellular component: plasma membrane; signaling receptor complex.
UUCUUAAAAUGUUUAUGGGAUUGAUCGUUUAUGCUUUAAUUUUAUUCUUCUUUCGUAUAUUCUCUUGGCACUUGCGAUUUUCUCAAAUUCACUACGCCUGGUGAUUGGCUUAUUAAAUGAUAAACGGUAGCAUGACAGACACAAUUUCAUCUUACCGAUACUUCUCGUAUCUUGCACGUUGCACGCAUCAUAUAUGCGGAUAUAAAUAAGGAUAAUAAAGAUUACAAAUAUCGCAGUAUUAUCAUCUACUUUUACUCUUCUGUUACUUAUAUAUUACACAUAAUUUAAUGCACUGCUUCUUGCUUGUAGUUGGUAUCAUUAAAAUCUUGGAAUAUUCGAUACGUACAUAAUGAUUAAGAGUCACAGUUUAUAAGAGUUAAGCUUAUCGUCUUAUCGCGUACUUGAAAGUCUUGCGAGUUCUUUGCAAAAUAAAGGUUCUUAGAUAAAUGUACUUGCAUACCGGUUACAUGUUGAUUAAAAGAGGAAAGCUUUCUCAACUAUUACGACAUCGGAUCGUAUAGUUUAGUGAUUAAAAAUAAUAUAUAAAUAUUUUUCGCCACGUAAAGCAUUGUAAAUUAAACAUGAAAUGAUUACUCGAUGUAGAUUACCGUUCAUAUGUGCGAUAUUAGUUUUAUUUUAUUUGUGUGAUCAAUUGUACGCGAAACACAUGACCGAAUUUGUUAAACCUGUACAAAAUUUAACUGUGAAAGCUGUACGAGAUGAGAGGUAUACAGAGACUAGUGAUGCUUAUAAACUAUUAAAAUUAAACAUAUCAUGGUUAUCCACAAACAAUAACAAACGUACUCUCUCGUACAGCAUUAUAAUCACAGGUAUAUCAAGCAAAGAAACAACAGGUGCGGAAUGUCCGGAAGGAUCAAUUUUCUAUACAUUAAACAAUGAUAAGCAAUUGAACGUGCUCCUACCUGAGGACAAUGACUUUGCGGAUAUGCCGGAUCUACAUAUUCAACCCGGUUGUACUUAUAAAGUACAAGUUAUUGCAAAUCCGAGAUUAAAGCAUAUGAAAAAUUCGCCGGAAAUUUUGUAUACGGUUCCAGAAUGCGUCGGUCGAGUAUGUAGCUGUCUUAAAGCCAAAUCAACACUGCCAAUUCCAAAAGUAAAUGUUAUUCUAACAACACAGCAGAUAAUUGUAAAUUGGAGAGUAGAUUCUAAUACUUCUGAAGUUUCUUUUUAUUUAAUCAGCAUCGGUGUACCUCGUCUAACGUCGAAAAAAGGACUGCCUAUAUAUAAUAUUAACAAAAUAGGACAAGUGCCUGCAGAAAGGACAGUGUUCCUAUGGAAUUUAAAAUUGAAUGAGGAAUAUAUGAAAGUUAAAGAUGAUUACAAAGUUAUGGUUACUGCAGUAAAUAAUUAUGGCUGCUUUGGAGAAACAGGAAGUUUCAUUAUAAAUUCUAAGUUGCUAAAUGACAAGACUAUUUGGUUCAUACUAUGUGGAGUAAUAAGCGGUUGUAUUCUAUUUGGAGUUUUAAAUUUGAUAUUAUGUCAGAACAUACCGCAUCUUUCGUUUGUUAGGAUACGUACAAUUUCCAAACAUAGAUCUGAAUGGACAGAAACAAUUCUUCAAAAACACAACAUUUUAUAUGAUAUGUAUGGAUUUAAGGAGAAAAACGAAGAACACGACGAAUACGAAGACAUCGAUGAACUACAAGUACGGUUCGAAAGCAUAAAAUUAAUACGUGAAUUGGGUACUGGACAAUUUGGAAAAGUGUAUCUUGGUUAUUUAAACGCUAAUAGUAACGUUUUAAUAGCCGUAAAAACGUCUCAAACAAUUAGUGUUUCCACUGAAUUAGAAACCCAGCAACAGAUUAUAAACGAAAUUGAAAUAAUGAGAAGGGCAGGAACACAUCCAAAUUUAGUGAGCCUUUUGGGUUAUUCUAUUCAACCAAACAGAUCAAUAUGCAUUCUAUUGGAAUACAUGCAAGGUGGAGAUCUAUUAACUUAUUUACAUACACUUAAAAAGAAAAAGUUGUGUGAUAUAAGUGUUCAAGAUAAUCAAGAUGUUUUGGAAGGAUUACUUGAGUCAAAUACUUCAGAAGGUAAGCUUUACAUGAAUCAAUUAAAGAUUUUACUGAAUUAUGUUAACACCAACAAACUUGGGCAAUAUAGCAACAUAUUUAAUAAUCAAGAAGAAGAAACAAAAUGUAUAAACCAACAUUGGGUUGGUCAAAUAGAAAAACAUCAAUUUCUGAAAUUUGCUAUAGACAUUUCAAUGGCUAUGGAACACUUGGAAGUCAAAGGAAUUACUCAUAGAGAUCUUGCAGCUAGAAAUAUUCUUCUUACCACAGAUUUAACUGCUAAGAUUUCUGACUUUGGGCUUUCACGUAAUGGUAUAUACAUGAUAAAAGAUAUCGAAGAAAAAUCACGUCGUCUUCCAAUAAGAUGGAUGUCACCAGAGGCACUACGGGAUAGAAUUUUUUCUUCAAAAAGCGAUGUAUGGUCUUAUGGUAUAGUACUUUGGGAAAUUAGCACUUUAGGUGCCUUUCCAUACUCGAACGUGCAAAAUGAUUGUUUGUUACGUUACAUUAUUCAUGAGAACGGUCGUUUAGAGCAACCGGAUAAUGUUCCAUCGUGUAUAUACAAAAUAAUGUGUUCCUGCUGGGCUUCCGAUCCCGAGGUUAGGCCGAAUUUUACGCAACUUCUUAACGAAUUAAAAACAUUAACUGCUUCGUUAGAUUCUCUUCGAUUAAUAUCUAAUCCUUGUUAUGCAUUCUCAUGUUCGAACGAAAACACUUAAUGUUAAUAGUGUUUGAUUAAAAUUCAUGUAUCUGUGGAAAUAU